Messenger RNA from Halichondria panicea, 1275 nucleotides. Its product is annotated as nucleolar and coiled-body phosphoprotein 1-like. The record is from RefSeq and is a predicted model, not a curated record. NCBI's taxonomy places the organism in Eukaryota, Metazoa, Porifera, Demospongiae, Suberitida, Halichondriidae. The transcript is spliced from 5 exons. The coding region runs from base 110 to 1120 and encodes 336 amino acids.
UAAUUAAAUUUUGUUUGGACGAUCUUUACUUUACUAGCCUGAUCCAUCUUUUUUUGUGAUCGUGUCUUUCCUCGACUUCCCGAUCCUUUAACGAGACGAGCAGGCAAGAAUGGAUCUCUCCUGCUUUCUAGACUCUACCACGCUGUUUGUGAUAUUUGUGCUGACAGCACUAGGUAUCCUAUGGGCCUACGUGACCAUAGGGGGUAAGCAAGAACAGCCCAAUCUAACUACCCUCUAUGAGCCUCCGUCUGGAGGUCCCAAGGCGAGCUCUGGGAAGAAGGCAAACAAAGGAAAGGCCAAAAAACAGGGUGAUACCAGCCCCAGGGCAACUCCUAAAACACGAGAGACGAAACCUGAGUCAAAACCAGAGACCACCACCACCACCACCACAUCUGUCAGGAAACGAAAGACUGUCACUGAAACAGUCAAGGCUGCCCAGGGAUCUAAAGGCAAGGGUCGCAAAGUUCAAGUUCAAGUUCAAAUUGUCCCUAAACCUGAGGAGGAAGUUGAAAAGGAACAGUCUGAAGGAAAUGAAGGAGAAUGGCAGACCCAGUUAUCCCGGCAACAGAUUCGUGCCCAACGUCAGAAGAAGCAGCAAACUGAGAGCCCAACUCCCUCUGAGGCAAUCAGCCGUGGGAACGAGGGGGAGGAGGAAGGGAGAAAAGCAGCCUCUGGGGAAAAAACCACCAGCUACAGUAAAGGUGGUCGUCGUGGGAAGGCAAAGAAACAACGUGAGACAGAUGCGAGCAAGAGCAGAGAGCCAGUGAAAGACAUGACUAGUAAAGAUACAGCUGAGGUCCCUGAGGCUACUGUAGCCACUGCUGAGAAGACUACCCCUCCCACCAGUGAGGCUGGUCCAAGUGGGGAAAACCGUAUCUCCCCUCCGCCGGAGGCUAGCAAGGUACAGGAACUGACAGAGGUGGAGAAGGCACUCCUGGAAGCAGCUGAGAGCUCCCCCAGUCCUGAGCACAACGGUGACGGUGAGGUCGCUGAAGUGAAGCCAAAGAAACAGAAGAAAUCGAAACGAAAAGGUACCAAAGACACGGCCAGGGCGUCCCCUAGCCCUGAGUUUAGCACUAAGGACCAUGACGAUGACUGGGUAGAGGUCAUCAAGAAAUAGCUGGCAGCUUCAGAUAAUCAUUAUAAUUUUAGGCAUUUGUGUAUAGUAGGAAUAUACAAAAUAAUAUUUAUAGUGUUUUCUAUAACUGCUUUUGUAUGUCUUUUUUGUACACUAAUAAUUAUAUCAAAACAGUGUUAUUCAUUAUUGAUCUCACA